AUGCAAGCUCAUCCGCUACCGGAAUUCCGAUUUCACUCUCCCGGUGUUGUGGUGCGAGAACAACCUGUAUCGAUACCGGGCGAGCUAAACGGUCCAUCUGCUGUGCGAAUCAAACCCACUGCAGCUGUUCUCCCAACAGCCACUUCUUCUAAAUCAUCUCCUGCUACUAGUGUGUGCAAUUUGCCCAUUCACUCAGGAAAACCACCCGGUACAGUGAACGUGGGCACACAAACGGAUGAUGUGGGGAUUGAUAUGGACCUAUUGCUUCACAUUGAAGACAUGCUGCGGACACAAAGAAGUCUCACCCUGCCAAAGAUUUUCAAUCGAUCCAAAUCUAAUCCAACAGGUAUUGGUGUUUCCACUUCCACCGACAGCGCUUCGUCUACUCACGUGGAUGGGGAUUCCCAGGCAAAGUCGAACGCACAAUUACAGGAACAAAUUAAAGAACUGAAAGAGGCACUUGGUGUUCAGAGUAAGGUCAACGCUGAUCUCAAACGUCUGCUUGUCUCCGCCCUGGCUGGGAAUUCCAAUCUGGCUGAUCAGCUGAUCGGACUGACGUCGGACAAUGUCAACCUUUCCGGUCAGAGUCGAUCGUUAGAAGCCCAGCAAGCGGCCCUGGCGGAGGCUGCGGACACGGCAGGCAUUGCAGCCGAUGUGUGGCGUGCAAAAUGUCUUGCUGGACGUGUGGUGGCUACCGAAGCCGCCCGACGAGUAGCCUUGGCCGAGCGGAAGGCCCAACUGGCUCGUCAUGCAUUGGCUCACUUACUCGGGGAGAGAGCGCGUCUUCGAUUGGAACUGGGGCAGACUUGUGCCGGCCUGAUGGCCGCUACCACAUCCGGCAGUCGUCGGAGAUCAGACGAUGUGGGCACUACUCCACCACUUGUCCAGGACACACUAGGAUUAGCCGCGUUGUGUACUAAUCUGGUGGGUCAGAAUAUCUGCGAAGUAGGUGACCGAGCGCCAAUCCUGUGUCAGUCAGACAGUCCGGGAGAAAAUUUGGCGCUUCGCGUAAGUGUGUGUGUAUGUGUGCUGGUAAAUGUCGGUUCUAGUUUACACCAGCCUCCGUGCUCAAAUACUGUCGUCCCUCAUGCAGUCCCUAGUCCAUCACCGAACUGUUCAUCGUUACUAUCACCAUUGCCGUCUGCAGGAACCCUCGUCUGA
Molecule: messenger RNA, 1161 nt
Organism: Echinostoma caproni
Lineage: Eukaryota; Metazoa; Platyhelminthes; Trematoda; Plagiorchiida; Echinostomatidae
Source: the annotation of a GenBank genome assembly